Molecule: messenger RNA, 5401 nt
Organism: Ananas comosus (pineapple)
Lineage: Eukaryota; Viridiplantae; Streptophyta; Magnoliopsida; Poales; Bromeliaceae
Product: protein NETWORKED 1A-like
Exons: 6
Coding region: 522-5096 (1524 amino acids)
Cellular component (GO): plasma membrane
Molecular function (GO): actin filament binding
Source: RefSeq, a predicted model, not a curated record
UUUUUUUUUCUUUUUUCCUGUUCCUGCUUCUGCUUUUGUCCUUUCUUAUAUUUCCUACUAUACCUUUUUCCCUGUGGACAAUAGUAGUAGCAGGGGAGUUAAAAAGGAAAAGUUAGAAUCUUCACUGACACAUAUACAAGUAUAGUACAGAAAAAGAAAGAGAGAGAGAGAGAGAGAGAGAGAGAGAGCAUUCCUUUUUCUUCCUCUUCAUCAUCUUCUUCUUUGGUAUUGGUUUUGUGAGAGGAGGAGAUGAUGGGCUAAGAGAGGGGUGGGGAGCAGCUGGAUCUUUUGGUGCAGCUGCUUGUUGUAGAGAUUGGUAAUUUUGGAAUUUGGGGGAUACAAAGGUUUUUUUUGUGUUAGCUCAUCUGUGAAAUUUACUGAAUUCCCCCUGUUCUUUUUAAUUGUUCUCCUGGAUCUGAUCUUUUACAUUGCAUUUGUUAAAAAUUUUAUACUGGUAUAAAGAUCAAGCCCUUUUAAGACCAAAUAAAGAGUAGCUCUUGUUUCUUUUGCUGCUGGGAACAAUGGCUACAUUGUCGCAUUCCGAGUCGAGACGCUUAUAUUCAUGGUGGUGGGAUAGCCAUAUCAGUCCCAAAAAUUCAAAAUGGCUUCAGGAAAAUCUUUCAGAUAUGGAUAGCAAGGUCAAAGCAAUGAUCAAGAUCAUCGAAGAAGAUGCCGACUCCUUUGCAAAGAGAGCGGAAAUGUACUACAGAAGACGCCCUGAGCUUAUGAGUUUGAUGGAGGAAAUAUACCGUGCAUACCGAGCUUUAGCCGAGAGAUAUGACCACGCGCAAGGGGCACUUCGACAGGCUCAUCAGACAAUGGCAGAAGCAUUUCCGGACCAAAUUCCACUAGAAUUCGAUGAUGAACCCUCUGGAAUUUCUCCAUCGGAGUCAGAACUGCAUGAUCUUGAUACGGAUCGCCGCAUUUCCCCACCGUUUAACACUGCUGAUCUAAAGAAGAAUUCAAGAGAGUAUGAGAUGCUACAGAAAGAAAUAUCGAGGUUAUCAGAGGAAAAUCAAAAUCUCAAGAACCGGAUCAAAUCACAAUCAGAACGCACUGAUGAAGCUGAAUCUCAAGUUUUUAACCUGAAAGAGACCCUAUCUAAAUUGGAAUCUGAAAAGGAAGCUGCCCUUCUCCAAUGGCAACAAUCCAGUUCAAGAUUAUCAAACCUAAAGGCUGAAAUAUCUCAUACAGAAAAAGAAUUUGCAAAGCUUAAGGAAGAGAUGCAACAUGGACUCAAAAAUUUAAAGAGUUCUGAGCAUCGAUGCCUUGUUCUAGAGAGAGCGAACGAAUCUCUACAGCUGGAACUGGAUAAGCUUAAGCAGAGAGCAAAAGAGCAGCAAGAAGAGCUUAAUGAGAAGCAGGCAGAGCUUGAAAAGCUUAGCAUCUCCAUACAAGAAGAGAAGCUGAAAAGCAUGCAAGCCGACAUGGCUCGUCUAUCUAUGGAGAAGCUGCUACAAGAUUCUCAAGAAAAGAUGAGGCUUUGGGCUCUGGAGAUUCAAGGCGAGGCUGGCAAGUUAAAGGACAUGGAAAUGAACAAAGUAAGAUUAGAAAGAGAAUUGGAGAAGAUUAGAGAGGAAUAUAGCAGACUGAAUGAGCAAAACAAAUCCUCAACUUUACGGAUAAUCGAUCUCCAGGAUGAGAUAAUUUUCCUGAAGGAUGUAAAAGGAAAACUUGAGGAUGAAGUAUCUGUCCAUGUCGAGGAAAAAAAAGUGCUUCAAAAACAGCUAUCUCGUCUCAAGGAAGAUAAAAAUAAUUCAGAAUGGAGGCAUUGUUCUCUAAUGGAACAAGUAAGUGCGGUUACUUCAAAUGUGGAGUCACUUCAAGCUUUAGCAAAGGAGUUGAGAGAUGGAAAUGUGGAGUUAAAAGACAUCAUCAAUAAUCACGAGGGUGUAAGUGCCCUUCACGUCGAGAAUCUGAAGCAAUUGCAGAAGAUGUCGGAGAAAAAUGCAGCUUUAGAAAUUUCUUUGUCGGAUGCAAACAUUGAACUGGAAAGACUGAGAAAGAAGAAAAAGAAAUUAGAAGAUUCGUGUGAGUACCUCAAUUCCAAGGUUUCAACACAUCAGUCUGAGCGGGCUGUGUUGGUCUCCCAGAUAGAUUUUAUUUCUCAGAAUAUGGAGAAGCUCUCGGUGAAAAAUAUUUAUUUGGAGAACUCGUUGUCUGAUGCUAAUAUUGAACUAGAAAGUCUUAGAGGGAAGUUGAAGGAACUAGAAGAAUCUUGUCAGUCUCUAUGUGAUCAGAAUUCCAUGCUUCUAGGUGAAAAGAGAAAUCUCGUUUCUGAGGUUGAAAGCAUUACCCAGAUUCUUGGGAACUUGGAAAGGAAAUAUGCAGAAUUACAAAGCAAACACUCAAAUCUAGAGAGGGAGAAAGACUUAGCGCUCGAUCAAGUCACAGAGUUGCAAAAGGCAAUAAAAUUAGAGAGGGAAGAGAAUGCAAAUGUCGCCACCUUUAGCAAGAGUCAGAUAAGCGAUUUAGAGAAGCAGAUUCUUUUACUACAAGUUGAAGGUCGCAGGAGGGAGCAGGAGCUAGAAGUCGAACAGCAAAAAAUCAUAAAUGCUCAAUUCGAGAUUUUUAUCUUGCAGCGAUGUUUAUCUGAUAUGAAAGAAAAGAACUUGGUUAUUUCAGCGAACUUGCAGAAACAUCAAGAACUUAAAGAAAAGUACUCAAGUCAAGAGGGUAAGAUUGGUUCUUUAUUAAAGCACAAUGAGAAACUAGCUGAAGGGGUUCGAUUGAUUUUGAAAGUGCUUAAGUUGGAUGAGAGAUACGAUUCCUUAGAAGACUUGAAGGAUGAAAUUAUUUUGCAGCUUAUUUUGCACGAGAUUAGAUACUUACUGAAUACUAUUUCUGAUGCCCAAGAUGUGAAGCAAAAUCAGCUUCUAGAGAAGUCGGUCGUUGUCACACUUUUGGAGCAUUUUCAGCAGGAAGUGGCAGAGCUGAGAUCUGAGAAGAACAUGCUUAAGAAAGAAGCUCAAACGAAGACUGAGGAACUGUCAGUGCUAAAAACGGAAAAUAAUGAGCUCCUUAAGAUGAAUGAACAAAUAUGGCAGAAAAUGAAGGGUAGUAACGAAAAAGUCGAAGAAUUGAAAUCUGAAAUGAAAUUUCUACUUGGACAGUUAACAGAAUUGCAAGAUUCUCGCCGUUCUUUACAAACUGAAAUAAUUAAAUUGCUCGAAGAAAAUUCUUCUUUGUUGAAUAAACUUCACGACAUCAGGGAGAAAGAAAAAGCACUGGAAGAGCAAUACCAUGUUAUCCUUGCUGACGCUAUGACUCUGGAAUGUCUUAAAGUUGCUUUUAAAAGUCUUUAUGAUGAGAGAGUAUCAGAUCUCAAGUCAGUACAUAAGAAGCUCUCACAGGCUAAUCAGAAGUUCCAACAAACAGAAGCAACGAACUUGGAAUUGUGUAGAAAUCUUGAUGAGGCUAAAUUGGUAAGAGAAGAACUAGUGAAAAGCAUUACAAUCCUCUCAGAAGAUAACAAGAAUAGAGAACAUGAGAUUGCAUGCAUUUGUAAAGCAAAUGAGCUGUCGAGACAGGAGGUUCAUGAGCUGCAGAAACAAGUUGAUGAGCUCCGAAGCAAAGAAAAGGAAUUGGCAUCUGAACAGCAAAAAGGAAUUGAUGUGGUUAGGUCCUGUGAUGUCGAAAUUGCAACGUUAUUAAGCAAUAUCCAGUUUGCCACAAUUAAUGCAGCUUUAUUCAAAGAAAAGAUACUUGAGUUGAUAAUAGUAUGCGAGAGCUUCGAGAUAUCCUCCAUGGUACAAAAAGAAGUUCUAAAGGAAGAAAUUACUCAAAGAAAUUCAUAUGUGCACGAGUUGAAGGAAAAGCUCGAUGCUAUUGAAGUAGAAAACAGAAGAUUGAAAGUGGAUUUGGAUGGAGGUUUCACUCUUUUAGGAUCAUUGCAAGAUGAUGUAGCUAUCCUUGAGGAACAGACUCUUUUAUUGGCAAAAGACCAUAUACCAUUAGAUAAGCCAAAAAGCGAGGAGAAUACAUUGGUGCCGUUUCAGCAUUCUAAGAACAGCCAGAAACCAAGUGAGGAUCAUAAUGCAACAGCUUUGGCAGGAAACCUGGAAUUGCAAAAAUUGCAUGCAACAGUUAAAGCGCUUCAAAAAGUGGUAAUGGAUACGGGCAUUCUUUUAGAGCAGGAAAGACUUGAUUUCAAUUCUAGUCUAUCAGCUGCGAGAAAGCAGAUUGAAAUGUUGAAGUUAAAGGAAAUCUUAGACGAUGACCUCAACGAUGUGAAGUAUGAAAGGAUGCUCAAAGAUAUACAGCUUGAUCUUGUACAAAAUUCUUCUCAAAAUGGUAAUAACAUUCACUCCCAUGGGCAAAAAAAGCCAGAAAAAGCAGUAGAAACCAAUGACCAGAUGCUCGAACUAUGGGGAAUAGUUGGAUCCAAUAGCGACAACCCUACGAAGAAUGCUCGAUCAGCAAGAAUGCAACACGAGAUAAAGCAUCCGAUAACUGAACCAGAAGAGAAAGACAAGGGUAAACGACCUUCAACUGAAAUUAUAUCUGUGAAAGAGUUGGUAGUUGACAAACAAGAGCUGCCCAAAAGAAUUGCUUUAGAAUCUCACCAAGAUUUUAACAAAAGGUUCAUCGAAAGGCUUUCUUCUGAUGCUCAGAGGCUAAUGGUUCUUCAAUCCAGCAUACAAGAAUUGAAAGAAAAUAUCGAAGCAUCUGAAGAGAGCAAAAGCACCUCACGUCUUGAUGGUGUAAAAGCGCAAUUGAAAGAAGUUGAGGGGACCGUCUGGCAAUUGAUUGAUGCUAUCAAUAAACUGACAAAGAAGGCUGAAGAUUGUGCCUCGUCCUCUGAGAACAUUACCGAUGAAAAUGUUGAUUGGAGCAGAAGAAGCCAAAGGAAAAUCUCAGAACGAGCGCGAAAAGUGUCAGAAAAGAUUGGAAGGUUGGAGCUUGAGCUGCAGAAAAUCCACCAUGUCUUUCUGAAACUUGAUGAAGAACAAGCAAACAAGAGGAACAAGACCAUGCAUAGAAGGUCGAAAGUGCUUUUGGUGGAAUAUCUCUAUGGUAAGUCAAGAGACAGUCGGAGAAAGAAGAGAGGUCUUCCCUGUGGUUGCCUGAAUCCGAAAAAAACUGAGGGUGACUGAACUCUCAUUCUUGCUGCAGCUUCCGGCAAUUGGCUAGUUAACUGAACAGGUGAUAACAUGUUGUUCAGAGUGAGUGAUUCCCAUACCUUUAUGACUAUUUUUCUCAUAUAAAACCCUUUAAUCAUCUGCUUUUUGGAUAUUUCCUAUUUUGUAUGAGACUGUACAUGGUAGGUAUGAUUAGAAGCAGCUACUAUGGUGUAGUUUCUUGUAUUGUGUAUCUGACAUCUAUGUAGUAGAUCCCUCCCUGCACUGAAUAUUGUAUGUUUGAAUUAUUGCAUAAUUUAUCCAGCCAAAGUAUUGCAAAA